Messenger RNA from Linnemannia hyalina, 1965 nucleotides. Lineage: Eukaryota; Fungi; Mortierellomycota; Mortierellomycetes; Mortierellales; Mortierellaceae. The record is from the annotation of a GenBank genome assembly.
AUGGGAGACGCCAAUCCGUCGUCGAAUAGCACCUGGCGGAAUCAAACUGGCGGAGGUGGUCGAUGGAACGGUACCAGGCCGGGGGGCAAUUGGUCUCACUACGACGACGAUGACAAUAGCAGCUAUAGAAACAGACCGGGCUGGUGGAACAGCGACCGAGAUGAUAACUCGGCAUAUGCCGAUUCAAUAGUGACCUACGUGAUCGCGACCUGCUACCUCUCCUUCCUCUGCUUCGUCGCCCUCAUCAUGUGCUUCAAGAACAUGACCCGGCUCCGGGUCAUCGCCGCGCUUGUUACAUUUGCGGGCCUCACCAUUGCUGUCGUCGGCUAUCUCCGCGCCAACAACACCGUCCUGCCCAACAUCUACUGGGCUUGGAAUUUCCUGGCAGAGUCAGUUGCCGUCAUUGCUCUAGCGAUCGCGAUUGUAUCGGUGGGAUCGGGUUUCUACCCCAUGACAGGCGGUCGGAGCAUCUAUGCUCGCAUGUCGUUCGUCGUCAUCUUUCUCUACGCCUUAGUCUCCCUCGGCGUCACCAUCUUCUACUUCCAACAGCGGGUCCUCAAGCAUUUCAUCCCACCCGACCAGGUCAAGCAACUGCGAAUUGAUAUUGUCAGCACGGAUAUCCUUACCCAAGCGAGGCUCGAUAGGAUUAUCAAUAGCGAUGUAAUAGCAGGCCGCAUCCCCAACAACACCGAUAUCUACGGUGCCGCCAGCUACGACCAGCUUUCGAUGCCGGAGCAGACGUACUACAUGAGGCCCUCUCCGGGAUUCUAUCUGGGACACCAGGUAUUCAUGCUCCUGACCUGUGUCUGGGUCUGCGUGUAUCUCUUCAUCCCUCUGGUCAAAAACCAUCGCCACGGCCCCACUGGUCGUUCUGUCGAUAGUGACAUGAUGGCUAUUGGUGUCUGGUACCUCACCUGCCUCAUGUCCUUGGCCACCGCAUACGCUAUUCUGAACUUGGUGUAUGUCUUUGAGAACGAGCUGAUCUACAAGCCUCGGAUCCAAGCGCUGGAUCUCUGUCUGCGGAUCACCAUCGGGCCCAUCUAUUUCCUCCCUGCGCCUAAGAUGCUAAUACGCUUCUACCGGAACCAUUUCAAAAAGUUCCGGACCAGCAGCGCCAACAAGACUAGCAGUAGCGACCGCUGGACAAGCCGUUGGCGUAAGGGCGGCAAUCGUGGGAAUGGUGGUGACGGUAGCGGUUCCGGCAGCUCCAACACUGACAGCCGAACGCGCCAUGAUUCUUCAAACCAAGUUGGAAGUGGCAGUGGUAGCGGUGGUGGUAGCCAGAACCAGCAUGCAUUGUCGAGGUUGGAUCGCGGCUCUGGUGGUGGGAUUGAUGACGUGAUUGCGGCCUGCGACUCAUUUGAUGCCGGGAAGGGGACCCACUAUCGUUACAACGGCAAUGGCAAGGGUAGCGAUACCAAGAUAACCAUGCCUACGACGACGAGUCCACCUCCUCCAACCCACAAGGGCCUCAAGCUGGCCCGGUCGCGCGAUCGUGGCCUCUCGGUCGAGAGCAGCCGGGUCUUGGUCAGAGACCUGGAAUGCAAUUCGUCCCUCUUCUAUCCAUCCGACCAGGAAACCGUCGGCAACCGCCCUGACUCGUUCUACAACGCCGAUUACUACGGCAACGGAGGGAUGAUCAUGCUCGAUCACCGCAAGGACCUGACCCUCGAUUCCCUCAGCCCCGGCCCUGGUCCUAGCCCCAUGGGCGGCUUCAGCAGCGCGGGCGGUCAUCGUCACCACGCCAGCAAUAGCAGCAACAGCAGUGGUGCCAGUGGCAAUGGUCCCGAGAGUCGAGAGAGGAAGUCAACCUAUGGAUUUGACCACCCCAAGCCUCCCAAGCUGGCAUUGUCUCCACAACAGCAGCAGUUCUUACAGUCUGCGCCCAGAUCCAAGCUCAACAGGGCCGAUUCUGCGGACAGCCCCGUCAGAAUGGAUUUCCCUUCUCGUAGCCCCAUUUUCUAA